AUGACAAAAAAUGGCCAACAUGACAACACUCAACCAGCUGUUUGAUCUGCCGGGGCAGAUUUGCCAUGUCCAGUGUGGUUUUUGCACCACUAUUUUGCUGGUGAGUGUGCCGUUCACUAGCCUGUCAAUGGUGGUGACAGUGAGAUGUGGGCACUGCACAAGCCUUCUCUCUGUCAAUUUGAUGAAGGCUUCUUUCAUUCCUCUCCAUCUACUCACUUCUCUCUCUCAUCUUGAUGAGGUUCCCGUGACAUAUAUAUUAUGCACGGAAAAAGACGAGGUUGCAGCCACAACAGAUGGUGUGGAAGAAGAAGCAUGGAAGGUGACUCUGGAGAAGGAGAACAGCCCAACGACGUUGGUUACUUCUUCAGACAAUGAAGAUGAAGAUGAAGAUAAAGAUGUGUCUCGUGUUUACCAAGUUGUCAACAAACCACCUGAGAAACGACAACGAGCUCCUUCCGCUUACAAUUGCUUCAUCAAGGAAGAGAUCAGGAGGUUAAAGGCUCAGAAUCCAAGCAUGGCUCACAAGGAAGCUUUCAGCUUAGCUGCCAAAAAUUGGGCUCAUUUCCCUCCAGUUCAAAACAAGAGAACUGCCUCAGAUCAAUGUUUUUGUGAGGAAGACAACAAUGUGCUACUAUCAUGCAAUGCUCUGGAGGACCAUGAGGUAAGCAAUAAUGGCUUCCGAGAGAGAAAGGCUCAAAGGCAUUCCAUUUGGGGAAAAUCUCCAUUUGAGUAAUAACAAUUUGGCAUUGUGAAAUGUGAUGGUGACUAUUUUCUUCUAGGGUUUGAUUUUGUUGCUUUAGGGUUUGUGGUAUCUGAGAGAGAAGAGAUGGUAAGAAUCUGAAACGUACGUAGGAUUUGGGUGUUCGAGGAGAGUCUUGGGAAUGAGCGAGUUUAUUCA
Brassica oleracea var. oleracea is the source of this 898-nucleotide messenger RNA. RefSeq names its product axial regulator YABBY 4. The record is from RefSeq and is a predicted model, not a curated record. Gene Ontology annotation, biological process: polarity specification of adaxial/abaxial axis; multicellular organism development; plant ovule development. Gene Ontology annotation, cellular component: nucleus. Bases 11 to 733 code for a protein of 240 amino acids. Lineage: Eukaryota; Viridiplantae; Streptophyta; Magnoliopsida; Brassicales; Brassicaceae. The transcript is spliced from 7 exons.